Messenger RNA from Tyto alba (common barn owl), 1419 nucleotides. RefSeq names its product PHD finger protein 7-like. NCBI's taxonomy places the organism in Eukaryota, Metazoa, Chordata, Aves, Strigiformes, Tytonidae. Gene Ontology annotation, cellular component: nucleus. The record is from RefSeq and is a predicted model, not a curated record.
GCCGCCGACUUGAUGGAGCCAGCAUGCAUGCUGUGUGGCCGGGCAGAGGCUGACCCGGACAUCUACGGGGAGAAACUGCAGAAGCAAGGGAUCUGCGCCCACGUCUUUUGCCUGUUUUUUGCCAACGGCCUCGUCCGGCAACAGGUCAACAACGUGGGCCUGAUGGGAUUCCCCUUGGAAGAUAUUCGCUGUACAGUCGAGCAUGCAGCGCAGAAGCGCUGCUUCGUCUGUGGCGAGAGCGGGGCCGCCAUCACCUGCUGCCAGGAGGGCUGCGACCGCAGCUUCCACCUCCCCUGCGCCGUGGAGGGGGAAUGCGUCACGCAGUUCCGUACUCAGUACAGGUCCUUCUGCUGGCAGCACCGCCCAGAGCAGGCAGUGGAGGCGGCUCCGGGGGAGAACACCGCCUGCCUCAUCUGCCUGGACCCUGUGGAGGACAGGAAGUCCUACGGCACCAUGGUGUGCCCAGCGUGCAAAUACGCCUGGUUCCACAGGGCCUGCAUCCAGGGACAGGCUGUGCGCACCGGCAUUUGCUUCCAGUGCCCUCUCUGUAGAGAUAGGAGUGCAUUUAUCACGGAGAUGCUCACCAUGGGCAUCCGAAUCCCUUUCAGAUCCCCAGCAUGGGAGAAGGAGCCUGCAGAUGCAGCACCAAAUGAGAGGCACAGCCGCUGCGAUGCCCGUGAGUGCCUUUGCCCAGGAGGCAGGCAGCACACAGAGCAACAGGGGCCCUGGCAACUGCUCCUGUGCUGCUCCUGCGCUGCCGAGGGCACCCACAGACGCUGCUCCCACUUGGGGACCGACACGGCCAUAUGGGAGUGUGACAGCUGUGCUGGCCUGGGCACCGCCUCCAGUGGCAGCUCGGAGGUCGCGGGUCCCAUCACGGAGAGCCAGUCAGGAUCGGGGCCGUCCCACAGCUCUCCAGCACCAGAGACCAGCAGCCCCAGCACAAGCAGCAUGGUGGCAUUGGGGUCCUCCACCAGCUUCACAGAACCGGAGAGCAGCAGCCCCAGCAGCACUGGUCUCCAGGCAACAUCGGGGCUGUCCCAAGGCUCCCCAGUGCCUGAAAGCAGCAGCUGCUCCAGCCCACCUGGGCCCGACCGCGUGCGAGACCGCUCUCGCUCGCGGCGUCGGGCCCAAAAGCCCUACAGCCGGCGCACAAGACGCCGUGGCAGGAGCCGCGCACCAGCACCCAGGGCUGAGAGCAGCAGCCCCGCACAGUCGGUGCCGGGAUGCUCCCGUGGCUCCCCGGUACCCGAGACCGGCAGCCCCAGCACCGCCAGCCAGCUGCCAGCGGGGUCCUCCCCCAGCUCUGCAGGGCUCCAGAGCAGCCGCCGCCCCAGCCGCCCCGGGCCCGUGCGGGGACGAGACCGUUCCCACUUACGACGUCGGGCCCAGAACCCUUACAGCCGGCCCGGACGCUGA